AUGAGAGGUGCUCCCACCUCUCUCCUCAGAGUGGUGGCGACUGCUCUUCUCACCAUCCUUCAGUUGAGUCGGACUGCCGACGAUCUCUUUCUUCAUUAUGGUGUGGCGAUCCUCAAAGCUGCCCUUGCCAAUCAACACAAGCAGGGGUUUGGACUGACCACUGUCCACAAGAAAUCGGAGGGGAAGUCUAGCACCCCAGUGGAGUAUCUUGCGCGACGACAGACGGUGGAGAUCGGUAAAAAACGACCUGCGGGGAGGAAAUCAACACGGAUCGAAACAGGAAAGCGGAAAAGAUAG
Messenger RNA from Linum trigynum, 297 nucleotides. Lineage: Eukaryota; Viridiplantae; Streptophyta; Magnoliopsida; Malpighiales; Linaceae. The record is from the annotation of a GenBank genome assembly.